This is a messenger RNA of Mytilus californianus (California mussel), 9955 nucleotides long. Its product is annotated as sodium- and chloride-dependent glycine transporter 1-like. The transcript has 16 exons. The coding region runs from base 174 to 2354 and encodes 726 amino acids. The record is from RefSeq and is a predicted model, not a curated record. Gene Ontology annotation, biological process: sodium ion transmembrane transport. Gene Ontology annotation, cellular component: membrane. Lineage: Eukaryota; Metazoa; Mollusca; Bivalvia; Mytilida; Mytilidae.
UAGGAUUUUUUGGAAGAGUUUCAGCUAAGGUGGAAUAAUUUUAACAUUGCAUCAUUCUUUGUUUACAUCAUUAGUUGAACAGAUUCCAGGUUUUUUUUUAAAAGUUUACAUGUAUAUGGACUCAAGCAAAUGCAUGAAGUAAGCGGAAUAAACUUUGUUGUAAGCUUUGAUUAAUGGCAGAUUUUAAACAGAAUCGUUCAAGAAGUGAUGGACACGUAAAAAUUGAUAGAUUUUACAAAAACGAAAACACAAAUCGCAGUAUACCUGAUAUUGCCGCUGGAACUCCUCUGAUGGAGGACAUUCAAGGUAGUUCACAAGAAAACCAGGGUGAGAGAGGAACAGAAAAAUACCACCAUGAGUCAGAUUCAGAAAAGAACAAGAACAAAUGGGGCGUGGCAUGGUAUAAAGACAAUGACUAUACUGGACCACAGGAUGAUGAUAUAAAUCCCAAUGAAUCGUUGGUGCAGGAGGUUUCCAGUACGGCUGUCCUGACCCCUCUUGAUGAUGACCUUGUUGGGGAGGAAGUUGAGAGAGACAAUUGGUCAGGAAGGUUGGACUUCUUGAUGUACCUCCUGGGAUACUCUGUUGGAUUGGGAAAUGUUUGGAGAUUUCCGUACUUGGCAUACAGUAAUGGUGGGGGUGCCUUUGUAUUUCCUUUUAUUCUGAUGUUGUUUUUACUGGGUAUACCGUUGAUGUUCCUGGAGUUGGCGUUUGGACAAUAUGCUGCCUUAGGACCUGCUGCCAUCUUUGACAGAUUUUGUCCUUUAUUUACUGGACUUGGCUAUGGUAUGAUAGCCAUAUCUGGAAUGGUUGCAUUGUAUUACACAGUAAUUAUAGGAUGGUGUAUACUCUAUCUGUUUAUAUCCUUUACAUCUGUGUUGCCAUGGGAAGAUUGCCAUCAAGACUGGGCUACACCGUACUGUUACUCUUACGGUGCUGCAGAUGCUUGUUCAGCUGUAAAUGGAAGUAUAUACUUCAAUCAGACUUGUUAUAAUGCUUCCAUGGCUAAUGAAAUAGGCCUUAAUCCUAUGAAACUUAACCAUACAGAAAGACAUGCUCCUGCUCAAGAUUAUUUUGAGGUUGAAAUUUUGGGUUUGUCACCUGGUAUUGAAGUAAUUGGCAAUGUACGUUGGAAAGUUAUUUUGUGUUUGGCAGCUGCCUGGACACUAACUUUCUUAGCAUUAGGAAAAGGUGUCAAGUCCACUGGAAAGGUGGUAUAUUUCACAGCUUUAUUUCCUUACUUGGUAUUGUGUAUUUUGUUUUUCCGUGGGGUAACCCUCCCUGGUGCUAUGGACGGCGUCCUAUAUUAUAUCACACCAAGAUUUGAGAAGUUAACUGAUGCUAAGGUAUGGUCAGAUGCAGCAGCCCAGAUUUUCUUUGCACUGAGUCCAGCUUGGGGUGGAUUGAUCACACUUUCAAGUUACAAUAAAUUUCACAAUAAUUGUUUAAAAGACUCGUUAAUAGUAUCGUUUGGCAAUAUUUGUACAAGUUUAUUUGCUGGCUUUGUGAUAUUCUGUAUCAUUGGAUACCUGGCCAAAGAAUUAGACAUGCCUAUAGAUAAAGUCGUAGAUGAAGGUGCUGGUUUAGCCUUCGUAGUAUAUCCAGAUGUAGUUACCAGAUUACCAAUAUCUCCACUGUGGUCUAUUUUAUUUUUUAUUAUGAUGAUUACACUGGGAAUGGGUAGUGAGUUUGCUCUGUUAGAGACCUGUCUGACAGCCAUUCAGGAUACAUACCCGUCAUUGAGGAAGAAGAAAGUCUGGGUAGUUCUGGUCACCUGUAUCAUAGGAUUCUGUGGUGGCAUCAUUGUUACAACUCAGGGUGGUAUGUUUGUGUUACAAUUGAUGGACAAUUACGUUUCUAGUUGGUCGGUGUUUAUCAUGGCUGCCGGAGAAAGUGCCCUGAUUGGCUGGGUUUAUGGAGCAGACAGAUUCUUACAAGACGUACAGAUGAUGAUUGGUCCAAUGUCAAGAAAAACACAAAUAUUCUUUACAAUCUUCUGGAAGUUCUUAUCUCCCCUUACACUUGUUUCUGUGCUGUUGUUUAACCUGAUCCAGUACAAACCUCUGGCUUAUGGAAAUUAUACCUAUCCAGGCUGGGCCAAUGGACUAGGAUGGGUCUUGUCACUCGUACCUAUGAUUAUUAUUACUGUUCUCGCCAUAAAGAAAAUUUACUAUACUCCCUCUGGCAACAUGUCACUUUUUCAGAAAAUCAAAUUUUUAUUGAAGCCAUCACCAGCUUGGGGACCUGCACAUAAAGUUCCACACUUUAAAAUGGAGGAUGAUGAUGAUGAAGAUGAUGGAGUUGUAUCUAAUCCAAACUUCACUAUUACCAAUAUACGUGAAAUCUCAGCUUAGUUCUGGGUCAGGGGUUUUUCUGUUUGAUACAGCACCUUGUGUGUAAUGCUCAAUAACAAGAAAAAUAAAUUAUUGCCUUGUUUUUAUAUGGCUAAGCAGCAUUUAUGUUCAGAUAUUUUCAGCCAAUGUGAAUGUUUCUGAUUUAAGCAUUAAUGUCCUUAUGUACAUAUUGUUUAUGGUUAAGUCCAACCAAAUAUUAAUACAUGUAUUUAUAAGGUUAUCAAGCUCAAGGACUUCAGCAUCAUGUUCAAAAGUUAAUUCUUGUACAUCAACAAUGAUAAAAAGUUUGAAGUUUUUAUGUUAAAGUAUUUGAAUCUCAUGAGGAAAUAUCUUAUUAUUGAAAUGUGUUGUAAAAUUUGUUAUUUUUGAUAGUUUUGUAUCAGUUUUGAAGAUUUCUCCAGGUAAAGAAUCUCUGAAUGAUAUAUUUUAAAAUGUUAUUUUAUGAACAGUUGUUAAAAGUAUGUCAUUUUUGAAGUCUUAUUUCAUUGUUAAUUAAGUAUUAUACAUGUAUUAUGAAUGAAAUUGUUGACAAUUUGAUUGUUUAUUUGUGUUGAAAAUGAAUUCAGAACUAUCAGCUUUAAGUAAAAUUGGUCUUUAUAUGAGAUGCGUCAGACAGAAAUCGGCAGUAUGCAAAUGAAUAUCAAUAUAUCUGUUAACUUAUUUCCAGUUAAAAAAAUCUCUUUGCAAAGUCUGCAACUGUUUGAAAAUUGAGUCGCUACAAGAACCCUACAAAACAGACCAAAAUUCAUCUUUUAUUUCAUAAUUGAAUGUUCAAAAAUCAAUCAAAGUCUUAUACAUGUACGUGUAUACGUGCACUUGCAUAAGGUCAAUUUCUAUCUGACACAGCUCAUUUGAUGAAUGUAUAAUAUCUUGUGAGCAAUUGUUUAUCAAAAAUCAGGAUCAGAACACAUAGAUAUGAAAAUCAGCUAGAUUACACAUGUAGCUGGUUUUUUGUAUGUUUCAACUAGCGCAAUAACCAGCCAGGAAGACAUGUAACCUUUCACCCUUGGACACAUUAUUCCUACUCAGUUCACUGAUGAGCAUGAGACUACGUAGACAGUUGAUCCUUUCUGGAAUUGCUAUUAUGUAAUACUAUCAAUUUGAUAAUGUUUGUGAUAAACUGAUCAGGGUCUUACUUGACAGAGCUCUACUGUUAUAGUUCAGGAUGAAAAGUUGGCUAAGUUGUAGUUCAUUGACAUUUUGAUAUUUUUGUUUGGUAUUUUUAUGUUGUAUUUUCAAACAUUUUCAUGUUUUUAAAAACAUACCAAAGCCUUUCUUAGCAUAAACAAUGCAAAUAUUAUGACAGUUGGAUGUAUACAUAGAAACAAAGUCAGUAAACGUGUACUGUAGACUAUAUAUAGUUUGUCAUGUUGAUAGCUAUGAUCAUAACCUGAAGCAUUGUAAGAAUGGGAUGUUAUUCAUCUAUAUUCUUCUCAAACAAUUUAUUUCUUUUGACUACUUUAAAAGUAAUAAUAUAGAUUCUGGACUGUAAUACACCAAGAGACAAUAUUUAUACAUUUGAUCACAUUAAUUAUAAAUUACUUAUUACAUUGGUUGCAAUAAAUUAUCAUGAUUUCCCAGUGAAAUAAAUCGGAUAUAGUUCCUUUCAUUUUUUACUUUAUUUCAAUUAAAAAGUCCAUGGUCAAUGUAAUAAAAAUAAUAACUAAUCCAAGAAUUAAAAUAUCGAAAAAAUAUUCAACUCGUGACUGAGCAACACUGAUACUUAACUCAUGCCCUAUGCGCGUUCGUGAAUUAAUGUGUUGUUCGGUCACUUGUUGAAUAUUUUUCUAUAUAUUUGAUUUCUUGGAUUAUUUAUUCUAUAAAUAUUUUAUUAUUUUUCAAAUCUCAAACAUCAAUGCCUUUCAGAGUGAUUGCAUGAUUUAAACUUUGUUCAACACCUGGGUACAGAGUUCAGACCUAUUAUCUUCAUUUUAAAUACAUUGUGAAAAAUGUUCAUAUUCUUAAAAAAAUCAAAUUUGUAAAAUAGAAUUUAUCCCAAAUAUCCAUUGAUGACUAUUUUUACAUGUCAGAUUUCUUUAUGAAUAGGAUCACAUGUUUUUAAAUAUUUUACACUUGUUAUAUUUAUAUUGUUAUUUGUUACAUAUUUCAGUUUUAAUAGAAAAUCAGUUUUACUCUCCUUUAUCUCAGUUAUUAAGUCAGUAUAAAUCCUUUUAGUCGUUGUAUCUUACCUGUAAGUCAAAUUAUUCAUUUUGAUACUUCUGAAAUUUACUUUCUCUGGUUUUCUACAUAUAAAAUGUAGGAAGAUGUGUCAUAAUGUCUGUCUGUCUGUCAUAAAAUAUUUCAACACAAAAUAUCUCCUUUGGUUACAUAGAAAUUGAAAGACAUUUCACAGAAUUGCUUUAUAAGGUACAAACUAACUUAUAUUUUGGUUUAUUGACUUGUAUUGAAAGUUUUAUCUGUUAUUAUUUAAACAAAUAUUUUUUUAAUUUUACAUAUUUAUUUACUUGAGAUUUUCACCAUAGUGCUGUAAUUAAAACUAAUUGAAAAGGCUAUUUUAGCUGGUGCACUGUUUUCAGUUUUAUUGGCAGAAAUAAUGUCUUUGAACAGACUAUAAAAUCUACAAGAAUUUUACCCUUUAAAUGAAUUUAUGGAAAAAAAAGUUGAUUUCUUGUUAUUUAAUAUCUUGUUUAUAUUUUUUCAUAUUUAUUGUCAAUUUUGAAUAAUGAUUAUUUUUCAAUGAUUGUUUAGAUUUAAAUUUAGAAGAUCAAACUUCUAAGAAUCAGGAUUAAAAGUUAUACUUCAGUGAGAGUGUAGUCUGUUUUACUACAUCAAUACGGUUUUUAUCUGAUGCCAAAUGUAAAAAUGAAUUAUUUAAUAGCUUUUAAAAUGUAUGAGUUUUAUGAAAUGUGAUUUUGAUAGGGCUAUGUAAGACUGUCCAAACAUUGCUAGAAUGAGUUUUGCUGAUUUUUGUUUUAGUCCAUUAAUGUUUCGAUAACAGAUGAGAAGGAAGCAAUUGUGCAGUUUAAAUAAGGAAUCAAGGUUUAAUGUGAUUUUGUUUAUGAUUUAUUUCUUGAAUUUUUAAUGAAGAAUAUUAUUCUAAUUGUCAUAAAUAAGUGUCUAUUGUCAAAGAAACAAAAAUCAUAAUAAUUUUUUUUAAAACUUUAUGCAAAAAAUCUAAAAUAACAUAAAAUUAUCAGACUUGAGAUAUUGGUAAAGGAAUAACUACAUUUUUUAAUACUCUAAAAUGUUAGUGUAUUAUUUAACCAUCUGAAAUUGAUUUUUUUGGGAGUGCGAUGUGCAAAAGUAGAAUUAAAGUUGAUUUCUGCAAGUAUUCAAUAGCAAUUCAUUUCCAUGUCUCUUUAAACGCUGAUUAAUUUUUGUCUAUUUUUAGUAAUUUCUCAAGGAGCAAGUUACAUAAUUGAAUUUAACCCAAUGAAUUAAGACUUUUGACUUGGAAUGGUCUGAAUGGUAAACAAUAAAAUUUUGCCAAACUUUUGGGCUUCUUAACUAUGAAAUCACAUCUCCCACUAAAUUUGAAUUCUCUUGCCCAAAUUAAUGUAAAAUUUGGGUACUUUUAGUUAAACGUUAUUAAAAACCAUGCUAGACAUACUUUGCCAUUAAUCAUCUAAGAACAAUAAUUAUUUGACAUAUUUAAUAAUCAGAAUGAAUUAUACACAAUAUCAUGUUAAACUUAUUAUAAAUCCAACAUGCUCAUAAUGAUCACUUAUUUUAUAUAAAUACUCUUUUUUUUUCCAUAGGUAUUUUCACAAACCAAGUAAUCUCAUUGGACAUUUGAAAAUUCUGAAGGAUAAAGCACUGCUUGUUUCAUUCCCUGGAAGUUGAAUACUCACUGUAUAGUAGUUCAAAACUUAUAUUUGAUAAUUGGAAACAUUGAUGAUCCCUAAUUUAUAAUCAGUUAAAGUACAGGAGAAAACAAUCGUUUUGACAUAAUUAAUACAAUUAAACUGUUAGGGUAAUCCUGAUCUCUAUAACCUCUGAUAAUGACACUGUUAGGGUAAUCCUGAUCUCUAUAGUCCUCUGUGAUAAUACUGAUACUGUUGAUCUCAGGUUCAAAAUUACUAACAUCUUAAAUGUACAUUUCCAAACUAAAAUGAUCCUCGGUAUAACAUGCUUUUGGUUAUUCUGUGACCCUUGUUUUUUUUUUUCAACUUUAGCACUCCUAGUGAAAGAGUGUGAAACUUAACCUAACAGGUUACUGAUUUUGUUCAGUCUCAUCAAUUCAAAUUUCAUUUUGUUUUAACUUGAGUAGUUUUUUUCCCUUUCUUUAAUAUCUGUCUGCGUUUAUUGUAUAUAGAAGGAUGGCUUCAUUGUUGUAAAUUGACAUUAAUCCAGGGUUUGUUAUUUGAUUAUAUAAUGCUGGUUCAAAAAUCAUUAAUGUUUGUUUGAAAGCUGUCAUACUUUUCAUUUUUCAGAUACUUUUGUGAGCAUUUUAAAAUUUGGCACGAAGAAGUGCUUUUCUUUAUAUGUCAGAACCAAAGAGGCAUUAUUCAGUUGGGAUUAUAAUGUUCUCUGUUGUUGUUCAAGAGUCAUGCUUAUUGAUAAAGGCUGCCAGCAUUUUCGUUAUAAGCAAAUUCCUGGAGAAUAUACAUACCAUAAUGUGCAUGAUCUUUUUCCAGAAUACAUUGUUUGAAAAUUUCUUAGGUUUGACGUGUGAAAUAAAUGUUACUAUUAUGAAUUAAUUCAUUUGUUCAUCACAUUUAUUUAUGAUUUUAUUUUUCAAGUCAACUUUAAGUAGAAAAGAUUGUUUUGUAAAUAAUAUAAAAUGUAAAUAGUUAAUGAUUGGUGACUGGUUUUAUAGUGUAAGUAACAUGUUAUAUUUAAUUCUACCUUAUAUAUAAUUUUUUCUUCCAUUUUCUGAAUUGAAAUUUCUCCAAUAUAAUAAAAAUGAACCUUGCUCAUAUGUAGCAUAAUACAUCCAGAAAUUACACAAACCGUUAUUGUAGUCUUGAGAUAUCUAAAGAGUGGUCAAACUCUAAUAACUCUCUAUAUAAAAUGUGUAUACCUUUACUUCAUCUUUACUACAUAUAUUCAUUGAAAGGUACAACAAAACUUGUUGAAAUUUACUUGCAUCUUAUUAUUUAGGAUACCGUAAUCAAUGAUAAUAUAAAUAGUUGUAGGUCAUUUACAAUUUUCACAUCCCUGAAUGACUUAAUUUUAAAACUCACCUGUAGAUUACAAGCAGUUAUCCCCCUUUAAAUCUUCUAUUCUCUUGUCACCCACCUGUUUAUCAUCCAUAUAUGAUCAUAUGGAUUUGCUAUGACAUUAGAACUAAGGCUUCUAUUUGAUAUAACAAGUCAACACUUGAGCUUUAUUUCACAAUGUAUGAGUGUAAAUUAAGAUGUUCACUUGUCCAUAUUUUAUUAUUUGUUUAUGAAUUUGAUGUAAUUUUAAAUGUUUUUGUUUUUGCUUUCCAUGUAGCUUAUUGACAUUAUUUUUGCUUGUACCUUUUGUACAAUUUUUAGUUAGCUUUAAAACUUGAUAACCUGAAACAAAGUGAUUUUAUCCUAUUAUAAUUUGGAAUGGAUUGUUUUACUUUAUAUUUUGCAUAAUAUAAUCAAUGAUCAAAGUUUACUUAUAUAUUUAGUUCCUAUGAAUCUCAUGUUAAAAGCUUUACUCGUGUGAUCAAAUGUUGUACAGUUUUUGUGAAGUUUGCUCAAAAUAAGAUCGGUAUCUUUGCAUAUCAAACAUUUUAUUAGCAAUCAAUAUACAUUUAUUACAUAUAUUGUAGUCCGCAUAACAUGCAUUUCCAUAGGUGUCAAAAAUAUUAUCUCAGCUUCGUAAGUACAAUGAACACCUAGUAAUCUAUAGCUAAACCAAAGUAAAUUAAAGAAAUUUGAAUUCAGUGUUUACUUUAUACCAGUUUACUGUAUAAUUUUUAUUUUGGCUAGUAACUCAUAGAAAUGCAAGUGAAAAUAGGAUGAAUUCAAGAUCUGUAAAAUGUAAUUGAUAAUCAAUCUUGAGGCAUACUUACAAUAUCCCUGUCUGGGUGAAUGUUUUCAGCAACAGAAAAUAAGUUUAGAAGGCUCUGUCUGUACUGGAACUUCCCAGUGUAAUCCUUAAAAGUAAGAUAUAAGUGCCGAUAUUGCUGACUUUUUAAAAAAAAAAUAGCAUAAAAGUGAAUCUCUAUACUAUGGGCAAAUUAUUUACUAAAUCAUGACCAGAAGUUUUACCUGUGCCAAUUUUUCAAGGUAUUAUAUAUUAGGGGUACCAAUGAUGCCUAAGAAUACCAUUGUUAAUCUAAAUUAAAAACUGAUCUUCUGCUUGUUAAAGUAAAGUACAUGUACUUUUAAAUGUCAAGUUUUUCUGUGAACAGUUUUGUUCCGAAUCUAGUGCUUUGGGCUGAAUCUAGUGCUACAUAUUACAGCUUUGUACUCAAUCUCUUGCUACAUAUUACUGCUUUGCACUGAAUCUCUUACCUUGUACCACAAGUUUUGUUGUAUUUUUUUGCUACUGUGCCUUUAUUUUGUUUGUUAUGUACGACUUUGACUGUUGAAUUGAUCAAGUGCUCUCUCCUUAGUGUUGUUUGAAUACCAUAGUGCUCACAUUUUACUAUUUGUUUACAACCUAAGUGCUAAAAUCAAAUUUCUAAAUUUAUUUUACGGAAUGUCUUAGUGCUACCUUUAUACAUAAUCUUUAUGAUGUAAUGGUUCAAUCAAUAAAAGAAUGGGACAACCUCAAUUUUUGCUGUGAUACCUACUGUAGAAAGUAAAACAAUGUAAGAUACCAACUAAUAAAGCUUUCUUUAAUAUCUAUAAAGCAUUAUUUUUCUGACUGACCAUAUAAAUACUCAUUUCAAUUUACCAAAACUGAAUCCUAAUUAAUAGUUACAACUAAUCACUUUUACCAAAAGCUACAUUGUUGAUGCAUUAUAAGAUGUUAAUUUAGAAUGUGAAUCUUGGGUGUUUUCUUUGUAAAGUCAAAAUUAACGGGCAUUUUGGUUUGAAGACUGAAUAUUUUUUAUCACCAUCAUGUUACCAUUGUAAUCAUGUGAUUGAGAUUUUCAACAGUUGUAAAGCAUUUUCCCAUAAAACAAUCACAUGAAAGUUAAAGGCUGAUACAUUUUUAUUUCUUUAGAAUUUCCACUGAUUCAUAAAACUGUAUGAAGAAAAAUUAAUGACAAACAUUUCCAUAAAUACAAUUUGAAUAUUAUUUUGACUGGUAAAUUAAAUUCCUUACAUAAAACAAAAUCCAAGGUUUUUGUUGCUUUUUUUUUUUUUUUUGUAACCAUCAGAAAUUAUUUGAAUAUCUAUAAUUAUAUGUAGUAAAGUUAAUAUUAGGCUUAGAUUUUUGAGUGACCUUUUUGCAUACAUUGAAUGUUUUUAAGUAUAGGGUAUACAUUUUAUUUAAUCAAAUUCUUUGUUGUUUUUUUUUUUAUUCAGUGUGGUUAUUAAAUUAUACUUUGUUGUAUAAAAGUGGUAAAAAUGAUUCUGUACAAAUUAAUUACAUGUUGUCAUUGCUUUACUGUAUUACUUUUGAAAUACUUAUUUUUUUCCAAUACAGCCUUUGGCAGCUAUUUUAUUGCACAAAUCAUAUUUUCCUUGCUUUUAAAUAAAUGGAAUUGAUGAACAAACAAUGAAUUGCCACAAAGUGUUUCAUUUUAAUAAAGAAUUUGCUUGAAA